CCCGCCCGGUGCGGCCCCGCCCCGCGGCGGCGGCGGCGCGAGGAUGAGCGGGCGGCGGGUGGACGCCAAGGUGGUGCUGCUGGGGCAGGAGGGGGUGGGCAAGAGCAGCCUCGUGGAGCGCUGCGCCCACGGCCGCUUCCGCGCCGGGCCCUACCAGAACACGAUCGGAGCCGCUUUUGUGGCCAAGGUGAUGACCGUGGGGGACCAGACGGUGACGCUGGGCAUCUGGGACACGGCGGGCUCGGAGCGCUAUGAGGCCAUGAGCCGCAUCUACUACCGGGGAGCCCGGGCUGCCGUUGUCUGCUACGAUCUCACCGACAGCGGCAGUUUCCAGCGAGCCAAGUUCUGGGUGAACGAGCUGCAGAACUGUGAGGAGGGCUGCCGGAUCUACCUGUGUGGCACCAAGAGCGACCUGCUGGAGGAGGACAGGAGGAAGCGGGGGGUUGACUUCCACGAUGUGCAGGACUACGCUGAUGAGAUCAAGGCAGACCUCUUUGAGACCUCCAGUAAAACGGGCCAGAGCGUGGCUGCCAUUCCUCCUCGCCCCCCAGAUGAGCUGUUCCAAAAGGUCGCCGAGGACUAUGUCAACUUCUCUGCCUUCCAGGUGAUGACAGAGGACAAGGGUGUCAACCUGGGCCAGAGGAACAGUCCCUACUUCUACAGCUGCUGCCACCACUGAGCCACCUGUGCCAAAAGGGAAUUGCUGCUGCUGGAUGGGCAGCUGGCGCGCACCGGCCUCCUCCGGUUUUUUACCUGCUGUGUUUUAGCUGUUGGGGCCUGUCUGCAGCACAGCCUCCGGACUGCUCUCCUGGCACACAGAGCGGCACAGGGCUGCCGUGCAGUGCCAGGAAUCAUGGACUGUCACUCUGGGGACCCCCUCCCUGCCACCUGUGGUGUUUGUGGGAGUUGUGGUGGCCCAGCGGUGGCCAGUAACUUAUUCUCUCAGAGAUGCUUGAUUCUUUGCAGAUUUAUUUAAGCGUCUUCUCUCGAGGUGUACAAUGUAAAUAAAACGCGUUGUGGUCUGAGCCGUC
This is a messenger RNA of Vidua chalybeata, 1031 nucleotides long. It is a transcript of the gene RAB24, whose product is annotated as RAB24, member RAS oncogene family. Gene Ontology annotation, molecular function: GTP binding; GTPase activity. The transcript is spliced from 8 exons. The record is from RefSeq and is a predicted model, not a curated record. The coding region runs from base 44 to 679 and encodes 211 amino acids. NCBI's taxonomy places the organism in Eukaryota, Metazoa, Chordata, Aves, Passeriformes, Viduidae.